Aphidius gifuensis is the source of this 888-nucleotide messenger RNA. RefSeq names its product 14 kDa phosphohistidine phosphatase-like. The transcript has 3 exons. Gene Ontology annotation, biological process: peptidyl-histidine dephosphorylation. The coding region runs from base 91 to 456 and encodes 121 amino acids. NCBI's taxonomy places the organism in Eukaryota, Metazoa, Arthropoda, Insecta, Hymenoptera, Braconidae. The record is from RefSeq and is a predicted model, not a curated record. Gene Ontology annotation, molecular function: protein histidine phosphatase activity. Gene Ontology annotation, cellular component: cytosol.
AAUCGACCAUUUACCCAUCACUGGUGAAAAGUGAACGAACACACCUCAUAUUUGUCAAAUUUGUUCAAUAAUUUCGUACGACUGACAACCAUGGCAGAGACUCUUGAUGAAAUUCCAGACGUUGAAAUCGAUCAAGAUGGUGUAUUUAAGUAUAUCUUGGUCCAAGUGCACGAUGAUAAUAAGAAGCAGAGCAAACCAAUUGUUCGCGGAUAUGCGAGGUCGAUUUGGCAUGCUGAUAUCUACGAAGAGAUAAACAAGGAACUAAAAAAGUAUGGCCCAGGAUUAGAUACUGAGUGUGUUGGCGGAGGAAGAAUCAAUCACAAUUCAGCUAAACAGGCGAUUAAAGUUUACGGAUAUUCUCAAGGGUUCGGUAAAGCUGAUCAUCAGGUUUCAGUUGGCCUUCUAAAGCAGAAAUAUCCAAAUUACGUUAUCACGUGGUCAGAUGAUGGUUACUAAUAAAUCUACAUUUAUAUUUUUUCGUUGUAAAAAGCGAUAAAAGCAACAACUCACAUGUGUCAAAUUUUUUUGGAGACGUUAUUUGCCGUACUCAAUAUAUUCUUACGUUACUGUCAGGUACACGGAGAAAAAUUCUGUGCAUGAGUCAUAGAUUAUGAAGUCAUUUCUGGGACUGAUUUUCAUAUAUAUCUCAAUAAAUUUUCCUAUCUUACAGUCAGCAUUUAUGCUGAAACCUUUGGUAAAAUCUGUGUAAUUUAUCACGGCAACAAAAAUUUUGUAUAGCAAAAUAUAAAUUUAUAGUAUAACGAGCCAAAGACCUCAGUGACGAUUUAAGAAGAACGAAAGGCCAUUUUUUCAAAUAAUUAUCGUUUAAAUGUUUAAUUUAUAUUCAGCAAUAAUUAGAUUAAAUGAACGAUAAUUGCGAGUAGCGAA